CCCCGGAUCGUCCCGUACUACAGAGACCCCAACAAGCCUUACAAAAAAGUGCUCAGAACUCGCUACAUCCAGACGGAACUGGGAUUCCACGAGAGGCUGUUUGUGGCUGUGCUUACCUCCAAGGCUACCCUGAACACGCUGGCCGUGGCAGUGAACAAGACUGUGGCUCACCACUUCCCGCGGCUGCUGUACUUCUCCGGGCUGCGCGGUGCCAAGGUGCCCCACGGCAUGGUGCUGGUGGCCCACGGCGACGAGCGGCCCAUCUGGCUCAUGUAUGAGACUGUGCACUACAUCCACCAGCACUUCGGCUCCGACUACGACUGGUUCUACAUCAUGCAGGAUGACACCUACGCCCAGGCUGAGCAGGUCAAGGCUCUGGUGACGCACUUAAGCAUUAACCAGGAUGUAUACAUGGGGCGAGCGGAGGAGUUCAUUGGGGGGGAUGACAUCAUUGAUUUCCUUGGCGUCACUUGUGUUUCCCAGCUCCAGGGCCAGCAUUAUCAAACCUAUGAAUUGGCCAAAAACACUGAGCCAGAGAAGGAGGAGGGGGAGGAGUUCCAAGCAGCUCUCGCUGUGCACCCUGUUUCCGACGUGACCCUGAUGUACCGGCUGCACAAGCACUUUAGCAGGAUCCAGCUGGACAGAGCCUACCAGGAGAUCCAGGACCUCCAGAUGCAGAUCAGGAACCUGACAUUGCUGACUCCCGCCGGCGAGGCAGGCUUGACAUGGCCUGUGGGCAUUAAUGCCCCAUUUCUUCCAAAGUCCCGUUUUGAGGUGAUCAGCUGGGACUACUUCACUGAGCAGCACCUCUUCUCCUGUCCUGACGGCUCCCCCAAGUGUGAGCUCUCUGGAGCCAGCAAAGCAGAUGUCAGUGAAAUCAUCGAGUCUGCGCUUGAGCAACUCAAUGGUCGUUACCAACCUCUGCUCCGCUUCAGCAAGCGGCAGCUGCUGAACGGCUAACGCUUGGUGCGGCCCUUAAGUAAGGGGGAAAUUAUUCCCAUGCCGUAUGUGACGGAGGCCACGCGGGUGCAGGUGGUGCUUCCCUUGACAGUGCAGGACCUGGAUUUUGUGGCAAACUUCCUGGAUACGUUUGCUAUGAACACGCUGGACACGCAUGACAACGCUGUGCUGACUUUGCUUUUCAUCUACCAUCCCUACGAUGCCCAGCGAGUCAGUCAGGUGGAUGUUUUUGCUGGAGUCAAAGCCAUGGUAGGAGAGCUGGAGAAACGCUAUGCUGACGUUAAAAUCCCCUGGAUCAGUGUUAAAACGGAGGUGCCCUCACAAGUGAAACUCAUGGAUAUAGUCUCAAAGAAGCACCCUGUGGAUACGCUGUUCUUCUUGGCCAGCGUCUGGACAGAAAUAGUGAACCCCUGCCGCAUGAACACUAUCAGCAACUGGCAGGUCUUCUUCCCAGUGCAUUUCCAGGAGUUCAACCCUGCCCUGGUGUACCGUGGUGAGCAGAGUGCCUCCUCCAGCACGGACUUCCUGAGGGAUGGGCAUUUUGACAGACAUUCCUUUGCCGAGGCCUGCUUUUAUAACUCUGACUAUAUGACGGCACGUACUAAGCUGGCAGCUGAUAUCCUGGACCGAGAUGAGGUGCUGGAGAGCAUGGAGGUGUUCGAUGUCUUCCUCCACUAUUCUGGUCUGCACCUCUUCAGGGCUGUGGAGCCAGGGCUGGUGCAGAAGUACACCCUGAGGAGCUGCAGUCCCCGGCUUAGUGAGGAGUCGUACCACCGCUGUGUGCUUAGUAGCCUGGAAGGACUCGCGUCCCGCUCACAUUUAGCCAUGGCCCUCUUUGAGCAAGAACAGGCCAACAGCACUUGAGAGACGAGAAACAUCAAGAGCUUCUCAGCACCUUAACACUUGGCACUUUCCAUCCCCUCCCCAGCCCUGCCAUGGGUGAAGGGCGUGUGAGGUCAAGGCGGGAGGAUGACUUUCCCAGCCCUGCUCUGAGGCACAGGCUGUGGAGAGAGGCUGUUUCUGUGGGGGGUUUUGUUUGGUUUUUUUAAAUAAAUAAAAGUUUCUUUCCA
Apaloderma vittatum (bar-tailed trogon) is the source of this 2030-nucleotide messenger RNA. RefSeq names its product chondroitin polymerizing factor 2 (gene CHPF2). Gene Ontology annotation, molecular function: glucuronosyl-N-acetylgalactosaminyl-proteoglycan 4-beta-N-acetylgalactosaminyltransferase activity. The record is from RefSeq and is a predicted model, not a curated record. Lineage: Eukaryota; Metazoa; Chordata; Aves; Trogoniformes; Trogonidae. Gene Ontology annotation, cellular component: Golgi cisterna membrane.